Molecule: messenger RNA, 1990 nt
Organism: Syzygium oleosum
Lineage: Eukaryota; Viridiplantae; Streptophyta; Magnoliopsida; Myrtales; Myrtaceae
Product: probable polyol transporter 6
Exons: 2
Coding region: 367-1854 (495 amino acids)
Biological process (GO): transmembrane transport
Cellular component (GO): membrane
Molecular function (GO): carbohydrate transmembrane transporter activity
Source: RefSeq, a predicted model, not a curated record
AGGGUGACCCGGCCGGGGGACGGUUCCGACGAGCAUGUUGGCUCGGUGCAUCUCGGUCGUCGAGUGAUGUGGACCUCGCGUGAGAGUCGUGUAAUUUGACGAGUUAGAUGAAGCGGGUUCACGCGCGCUCGCUGCAUGCAAGAAUUUUUCAGUCUAUGGCUUUCCUCUCUCUUAUCCUCACAGCCUUUUGCAUUUCUUCCUAUUUUGGCUUUUCAUGCAAUCUGGCUCGGCACCCUCUCGACAUAUAUCUCUGCAACCACCUAACAUCCCCAACUCACUCUCUGCUCUCUCUCUCUCUCUGUCCAUAACUUGCAGUUCCCUUCAUUCUUCUGUGUGGUGACUGAGAGUGAAAAGAAACUGGCUGAAAUGGAUGACCCAAAAGCGCCGACUUCUGCUGCUUCGGGUCCCAAGAAGCCUCGGGCGAACAAGUACGUUCUGUUCUGUGCCAUCUUGGCCUCCACGAACUCCAUCCUCUUGGGCUACGACAUCGGGGUGAUGAGCGGUGCUGUGAUCUGCAUCAGAGAGAACCUUAAAAUCACGUACGUCCAAGGACAAUUCCUCGUGGGCAUACUCAACGUCUGCUCGCUGGUCGGCUCUCUGGCCUCCGGCAAGACCUCCGACCUCAUUGGGCGGCGCUACACCAUAGUCCUUGCCGCGUCGACCUUCCUGAUCGGCGCCCUGUUGAUGGGCCUCGCACCGUCGUACGCGCUCCUCAUGGCGGGCCGUGUCGUGGCCGGUAUCGGGGUGGGGUACUCCCUCAUGAUCGCACCGCUCUACACGGCCGAGAUUGCCCCGGCCUCGGUGAGGGGGAUGCUCACCUCCCUCCCGGAGUUCUUCAUCGUGGCGGGGAUCUUGCUCGGGUUCGUUUGCAAUUAUGCCCUCGCCGGCCUCCCCGAGUGGCUCAACUGGAGGAUAAUGCUUGGAAUUGCUGCCAUACCGGCGAUCGGCCUCGGGUCAAGCAUCAUGUUCAUGCCCGAAUCGCCUCGGUGGCUCGUCAUGAAAGGCAGGAUUGAGGAGGCGAAAAGGGUGUUGUUAAAGACUUCAAGAGAUGAGGAAGAGGCUGCAUUAAGACUCCAUGAGAUCACCCAAGCUGCUCAGGAUGAUGCAGAUUUGGCCUCUUCAAAAGGAUGGAGUGGGCAAGGGGUAUGGAAGGAAUUCCUCCAUCCCUCGCCCGCCCUCCGCCGGAUCCUCAUCACUGCGAUCGGGAUCAACUUCUUCAUGCAAGCCUCCGGGAACGACGCCGUGAUUUAUUACACCCCUGAAGUGUUUAAAGCCGCUGGGAUUCUCAACAAAAAGAAGCUGUUCGGGAUCAACGUGAUCAUGGGCUGCACUAAGGCCGCGUUCGUGAUGGUCUCGGCCCUGUUCUUGGACCGGUUCGGGAGGCGCCCGCUCUUGCUAUUGGGCACGGUAGGGAUGGCCUGUUCCCUGGCCGCUCUAGGCCUGGGCUCGAAGUUCCUCGAGCACUCGGGGAGCAAGCCGGUCUGGGCCAUCGUGGUGAGCAUCGUGGCGGUGUGCGCGGACGUCUCGUUCUUUUCGAUCGGGCUCGGGCCCAUCACUUGGGUCUACUCCUCGGAGGUGUUCCCGCUUCGGCUGCGGGCCCAGGGCACGGCCCUUGCGAUCUCGGUGAACCGGCUGAUGAGCGGGGCCGUGUCGAUGUCGUUCUUGAGCAUCAGCCACAGGAUAACAUUCGGGGGCAUAUUCUUUGUGCUCUGUGGGGUGAUGGUGUUGGGGAGUCUGUUCUUCUACUUCUUCUUGCCCGAGACAAAGGGCAGGACAUUAGAAGAGAUUGGUGCUUUGUUUGAGGACAAGAAUGAAGUUGAUAACACUAAGGCGAAGGAGAUGACACAGUUGUAGUGCAUAAGAAAGUGCAUAUAUCUCUUCUAGAUGGACUUGCGAGGAGCGCAAAGUGACUUUGUUUUAGAUAAUGGGCUUGUAUAAUGAAAUUUAAAUUAAAGUAAUGAAAAAUUAAAGCACUAGUUUUAUGUGUGGA